Messenger RNA from Oryzias melastigma (Indian medaka), 10616 nucleotides. It is a transcript of the gene mtnr1bb, whose product is annotated as melatonin receptor 1Bb. Gene Ontology annotation, cellular component: membrane. Gene Ontology annotation, biological process: G protein-coupled receptor signaling pathway. The transcript has 4 exons. The record is from RefSeq and is a predicted model, not a curated record. Lineage: Eukaryota; Metazoa; Chordata; Actinopteri; Beloniformes; Adrianichthyidae. Gene Ontology annotation, molecular function: melatonin receptor activity. Bases 827 to 1921 code for a protein of 364 amino acids.
GCGAUCCGCGCAGGAUUUGGCGGAGGUCACGCGGGGGGGAAAAGGCAGCGGAAUCUGGGGAAAGUCUCUUGUUUGCACGCAGAGCGAGAGAUGAAGAGGAACAGUAAAUGACAGCGAGCGCAGAGGGAAACGGGGACGCGCAGACACGCACAGACAGAAGACAGAGAGCCCUGUCUGUCUGCCGGGGAAGAGGAGCCAGCGUCCUCCUCAGGAGCUCCGUGGAUUUUGGUUUUUCUUCUUUAACACAUGCAGAUGUGGGGCUUCUCGCAGAAGCUUCUGAUCCAGAUUUCGCCACAGAAUCCUGCCAGUUGCGUCGUAGUCCAGCGCGUGGAGAAGGGCGAUAAGGAACCAAAUGGCGCAUUUUUUAGAUAAACGAUAGUUAAAAAUUAAUCAACCAUUUAUGACAUUUUUAUUUUUUUAUUCUAAUGUGGGCAGAGUUACAACCCGAUGCGCAGUGACAGGAAGAAAAGCGUAUUAAAUGAGCUCCCACUUGUAUUCAGCGUGUUUGUGUAUUUUACGCACACAUUUCAUACAUUCCUGGCUGGAGUUGAGGGUUUGACGCCGCGGCGUCCGCGCGUAUGUGGCACAUGGAAUGGACGACUUUGGUGCCAAGAUGUGAGGAGAACAAGCGUGUAGGUCCGUGCGUCACACGUGGUCACCCCCGCGAGUAAUUAUCGCCUUUAAGUAGCAGACUUUUUACCUGCGCUCUCGUGGGACUCGAGGAAACGGGGAGCUCCAUGUUUCAGCUACGACACACCGGCUCCCACAGCACCUGCGGGACUUAAAGAGCACAGCUGCUGGGACCUGGAAGCAGCUUGGUGCUGCGAUGCCGGACGCAAUAACGCUGAUAAAGAACCGGACAGAGCCGCGGCUGGGGCAGCUGGAGCGCGCCCUGGCCCCCGAGGGGAGCGCCCGCCCCGCCUGGGUCAUAGGAAUCCUGGCCAGUGUGUUGAUCUUCACCACGGUGGUGGAUGUUCUGGGGAACCUGCUGGUCAUCAUCUCAGUCUUCAGGAACCGCAAACUGAGGAACUCGGGUAAUGUGUUUGUGGUGAGCCUGGCAUUUGCUGACCUUGUGGUAGCCUUCUACCCUUAUCCCCUGGUCCUCUAUGCUCUCUUUCAUGACGGAUGGGCUCUGGGGAACACGCAGUGCAUGGUCAGUGGUUUCCUGAUGGGACUGAGCGUCAUCGGUUCCAUUUUCAACAUCACUGGGAUAGCAGUGAACAGAUACUGCUACAUCUGUCACUCGUUCUCCUACAGCCGACUGUACAGCUAUCGCAACACUUUGCUGUUUGUUGCCUUAAUUUGGGUGCUCACAGUCAUCGCCAUUGUUCCCAAUUUCUUCGUUGGCUCCUUGCGCUAUGAUCCCCGGGUCUACUCGUGCACCUUUGCCCAGAAUGUCAGCAGUUCCUACACGGUGGCUGUAGUGGUGGUUCACUUUCUGGUUCCCAUCGCCGUGGUCACCUUUUGUUACCUACGGAUCUGGGUUCUUGUCAUCCAGGUUCGCCGUAAAGUAAAGACUGAAGAAAACCCGCGCCUCAGACCAAGUGACUUGCGGAAUUUCAUCACCAUGUUUGUUGUUUUUGUGCUGUUUGCCAUCUGCUGGGCCCCGCUCAACCUGAUAGGCUUGGCGGUGGCGAUAGAUCCGACCCGCGUGGCGCCCCGCAUCCCCGAGUGGCUCUUCGUGGUGAGCUACUUCAUGGCCUACUUCAAUAGCUGUCUGAAUGCAGUCAUCUACGGUUUACUCAACAGGAACUUUAGGAACGAAUACAAACGCAUCGUCACCUCUGUGUGGGUGACCCGGCUUUUUGUGACGGAAACGUCGCGAGCCGCCACUGACGGCCGGAGCAUGAGGAGCAAGCAGUCGUUGCCCCCGCCUCUCAACAACAACGAGUCGGUGAGAGAUCGCACAAACAAGGAAUGAGACUGGAUUUCUCCGGCCGCUGGAGGGCAACUCCUGUUUUUAUGUGAAUUUUCCGACAGUUGUGCAGCUAAAGAGUCAAACGUAGCAUAUGAAACUGAAAGACAUGGCUUUGUUUUCUACUUUACUAUAGGAAUACAAACAAUCAUAAAUGUCCUCUGUGAGCUCUUGGAAGUUUUUAAAGUGAAUCAAGUUGGUUUGAAAUGGCUUAACAGGAGUGGACUUGUUUUCUAAAAAAAAAUAAAAAUAAACUGUGAUUUGCGUUAACACAGCAAACCCUUUAGAGAUGCUAUUUCCUGGAAGAACCGAGCUAUGCAUUGCAGUUUCAUGUUGUUACUGUUACUCUUACAAUCUGAAUGGUACUUUUUAUAUAACAUUUAAAAUGUGAUAUCCUUUAAUGUCUGCUUCUGUAGACUAGUAAACUUUUAUUUUUUUUUCACAAAACUGGGUGACCACCACUUUGAAACACUUACAAGUCUCUUUAGUAACUUCAAAAGCCUCAAAUAUUUCAACUCGCCUCACCUACGUAUAUGCUGUCAAUUAGUAAGGGGGGUAAUACGAGUGUGUUGAUGAUGUCAGAUGGAGUUGUACAUGAUGGCAGUAUUCUCAGAUUUACACACUUAGCCUAAAUGCUGCAGUGUAUGUACUUCAUACUGCCUCGUCUGACCUUCUUGCACUGAAAAGAACAAGAAUAAAAACUUAGUAAUACACUAAAUUCAUUCAGGAGAAAAGUUGACUUGUAGUUAACAAAAAAAAUCAAGUUAAACUUACUUAGCACCAAGUUCUGUACUAGGUGCUAUUAUGCUUCAUUUUGGAUUUUGUGCAUGUGAUGUAGCUCGUGGAUGGCACCUCCAAGUCUACUAUUGCUGCUGUUUAAAUCUACAUAUGUGCUGGAAUUCAAAGCUGCUGACAUUGACCAGUUGUAGUUCAAAAGAAAAAGUAUUGUUUAUCAAUAUAUCGCUUAAUUGGAGGAUAUUCUUUUUAAUUCCAUUUAGCCAUCAGAGCAGUGGAGCUUAAACAAUUUAUAUGUGGAGAACGAAGACUUUAAAAGGGGGGCAAAUGAGAACAGCAGAGUGGAUCAAAAAUGCAUAUUUCAAACUGUUUUAUUAUUAUCAGUAGUAUUAUUUCAUUUAAAAUAUGUUGAUUUUGUUAUUUCUGCAAUGCUUAAAACAACUUGCAUUUAUUAUUUCUUAGUCUUUGUCAAUAAUGAUUCUAAUAUUGACUAGAGAACUGGGGGAGAGCGACCCAUCCUGCUCCUCUGUAGCUACGGCCCUGCAUCAGAGGUCGUUUUACCAAAAAAGUGAUACAAAAAUCUUCAGUUUGUUCGGAAUUUAAUUUUGAAGCUCAAAGUUGCUUCAGUAAAAACUAAAAAUUCCUGUGAUGGUUACAAAUAUUUCAAAACACUGUUUGGGUAUUUGAUUUUUAACUAAUCAAAAAGCUUCUAAGCAGUAGAUGUAUAUUCAUCUUGUACGGUUUCGCAGAUGUUUUAAGUUUUUGCAAAAAAAAAAAGCCAGAUUUGGUACGAUGAAAAUGCGUGAGGGCCAACCAUGAGGCCUGCAUUCUUUGAACUUUUAAAAAAAUAUAUUUAUACAAAUUAACUAUUUGAUAAUGCAAUUGGAUACUGUCUUUACAUAGAACAUAAAUAUCUAUGAAGUGUAUAUUUGAAGAACAAAAAUAAAAUGAAGAAAGUGUGUCUGGAAAAGAAAAGAAACGUUUAAAACUGGGUUUAAAGGAAAUUCAAUUUAUUGUACAGGAAAAUAACACAAAUAAUUUUCUUAUUCAGAAGUACCAACCACUGUGAUUUUGAUUAGAGAAACAAAUCAGGUAUUCUGUUUAAGUCAACAUUCUAUGAAUGAGCUAGAAAAUGUUGCCACAAGUUUUCAAUCAUAUAGACCGUUUUUAGAAAGUGCUGGGGGCCAUAUAUUAUUGAUUUUAUGAUAGGAACCCGCUGAAUGUGGGCUGCUUUUGGCCAACAAGCCAUACUUUGGAUAUGCCUGGUACUAUACAGCAUGUCAUUUAAGCUCCUUUGUGUCUCCCUUAAAAGAAUUUCGCAAAAUUUACGCAAAUCUUUGAUCAAAAUCAGAUCUUUGUUUUUAUUCUAUAAUACUGAAAUUAUUUUUCGAUUGCACUUUGAGAGUUUAAAAAGAGAGAAAAGUGUGAAAAUGUUCAUAUUUGCCUGAUAGAAGCGUAUAUAGUAUAAAUCAACUUAUAAUACUAUUUCGCGGAUUUCACCUAUCAUGGGUUAUUUUUAGAGCGCGAUAGACGAGGGACCACUGUAUUCUGGAUCUGUUGCGCCCUCAGUUUUACUGGAAGAAACAGUGGCAAAGCAGAACUAACCUUUACGUGUGAUCUUUAAAGCAUGGUGGAAUUGGAAAUGCUGGAACCGCUCCACUUCCUCUCUGCUGUGCUUCAUUUUAACUUCUAAAGCCCCGCCCUGCAAAGGAGAGUUUUGCUCCAAGGACAGCGUGACAGAGCUCCAUCCACUGACAUAAAAAAUAAAAAAACUAAAUUACAAUGCAAUAACUAUUUUGAAUUCCAUCAAAAAGCCAAGUUCUACUGUGUGAAAAUAUCCUUUAUGCGACCGUUUCUCAAUCCUGAUCCUCCUGGCCUCCUGCUGUGGUCGUUUCACGUGUUUCCUGCACCAACACUCUUGAUUUAAUGCUAUUGUUGAAGAUCUGCAGUCUUGAAGAGUGAAGCUAAAUUAGGCAUGUUGGAAUAGGGACGCAUGUAAAACAUGCAGGGAACGGGGGGGCCCCGUUGAGCGGGAUUCAGAAAUACAGCCUUAUGCACACUUUCCUAUGCAAUUCAUUUUGCUGUGGCGGUCACAGUGCAGGCUAUCCAACAUCAGCUGCUUCUAAAAAACAAUGCCUAGUUAAUUAAGUCAAUCACUUUAGUACAGCCGUUUUUAGGAUGUUGCUACAUAUCAGUGACUUUUUGCAAGUUAAGCGAAUGGUCUGAUGUUCAUUUAAAUGCGAUCCAAGUUGGAAUAAAUUCAGUUCCCAGAAGAAAUUUAUAAAAAAUGCACAGCAUGCAAUACAGACAAGGCUCCUCUGCUUCCUACAUCAUAUGCUGCACAGCAUGUGGUUGUCUUUUAAACUUUUUUUUCUUGUUUUUGUUUUUAUUCUGAAACUAUUAUGCAAAAGCUUUUUAUUUUGUAUGAAUUUCACUGCUAUAUGUUUUUUUUUUGCCUAAAACUUUAUUUACCAGGCAAAUGUUUUGAUAAUUUCACUGUGGUUUUAAAAUGAAGACAAACUAAGCAGAGUAGAUUUUAGUAAAGACGACAAUUUUGGCACUAUUCAAUUUGUCCUCGACUGGCAUUUAUAGUUUUUUGAAUGAAGACAAACUUAAACUAUGUAGAUCGUUAGUAACACACGACUCAUAUCUGUAUUCCCAUCUCAGGGUGCCUAUCAAACAUUAUGUUGUCCAAAAAAAAAAUCACCAUUUGCAGUUGAAAAGCUGCCACACGAGGGAGUCUGAAGACAUUUUAAAGGGAUAUUUUGUAAAUUAGUUGCAGUGUGGUUUUUAACUCUGUACUGUUGUUGCUGGAGAUGUGUUAAAAAUGUGUAUUUUUUUGUUUUGUUCGUUGUAUAUUUGAAGCGAAAUAACCCCCACAUUCAAGGCUGUUGGUUUUUGGAAAGUACCCAACAUCUCUUUCCCUUAACGAACGACGCUUAAAAAAAAAAAAAAGUGCAUCUAAAACAAACUGUUGCGCAUUUGGCACAAACAUUGCAUCACUGCAAAUACUUGCGUGUUAAAGUGUACAGUUACUGAGUUGAUUCUUAAUUUGCACAAGAAUGGCAAAACGGGUGGUGCAUGAAGAGGUUUUCUUUUUCCUUAACAUGAAAAACUGUUUGUAGUCAAUUUGUGUGCUCUAAAACAGGGUGAAACGUUCAAAGCCAUAGGUCCAAAAUUAUACAGAGGUUUAAUUUGCAUUAUUAGUACUCUUAGGGCAACAAAUUUAAAAGCAAAGAAUAUUAUUUGUCAGGGGCGGAGCUCAAACAUUUUAUAUCCUGGGGCAGGAGGGGGGGCAGAAGACUUUGGAAAUGUGGCAAAUGAGAGAAUUACAUAUUUGGAUUAUCAAAUAGUGUAAAAUAUAUAUACAGUGUUUCCCAUAUUUUCACGUUACUUUAUUCGCGGUUUUAUGUAUUCGCAGAUUUUCAGUCAGAUGACUCUUCUCCGCUGUGUGGAAAUAAACCUCAGCACGUCUUUCGGACGCAAAACAUUUUUAGUCAAGUAUCUUGAGUUAUCUGUGUUUUUAUGCGAUGAACUGGAAGAGUCACAUGACUGAAAAAAAAGCUGCAAUUACGUGAAACGGCGAAUAAAGAAACGUGAAUACGCAGGAGGAUACUCUAUAUUUACAUAUACUUAUAAGCAUAUACUUAUAUAUAUAUAUAACAGAUAUUACACAACUUGAGUGGCCCAAGAUUAAAGUUAAAAAUGUUCCUUUUGUUAUUUAUGCAAUGCUUAAAUAAGCUUGUAUUGAUGAUUUUUUUAGUCUUUGCUAGUAAUAAUACAAGUAUUGACUCAAAAUUUGGUCAUUAUUAUUAUUUUAUUUGAGAAUAAAUAUUAGAGCUAAAAUAUCAUUUCAGCACCAAGAAAGCAAGAGUAUAUAUAAAAAAAAAAAACAUAAAAAAAAAAAAAAAAAAAUUUUUCUGAAGAGACGCUUUAGAUGCACUUUGAGGGGAAAAAUAAGUCUUCAGUUUAAACCAAAGAAAUGUGUAUAAGUGAAAUUGAUAGGAUGUACAUACACUGUCAAGGAGAAAAACUACAGACCACCUUUGCUCCCUUAAUGUCCUUUUUUAUUUAAAAAAAAAACUGCCUUACGGUUAAUAUGCUAGUGUCAAAGUUUAAAAUAUGACGGCAAGUGCCAGAGUUUCUAUCAAUUAUGAGCUUGUUUUGCCUCUGUACUGCUUCUUUUUAUGUAUUCAGAACAAUUGUCUAUAAAGGGGUUUUUUCUCUGCAGUAUUGUGUAGAAGUUCAUUUGCAGACCUGAGGCAGGAGAUGCAACUGAUGAAACAGGAGAACAAAUGUUAUCUUUCUCCUACUUUGUGUUGUCUUUCCGUACGCUCGGUGGCACAAUUAUGUAACCGCGUUCAAUUGUGUUCCCUGUGGUACGCUCUGUCUGCACUUUUACACUGGGCCCAUUUCUCCAUGUCACCAAACAGCUCGCCGUCCUCAGUGUUCACGAUAGAGGGAAGCUAUUUGAAUGUGACUGAAUAGCUGCUUCCCCUUUGCAUAAGGUAAAGAAAGCACAAUCGCCAAACUUCAGUCUCAAAUGCAACAACAGUGCUGCAGUUUCCCACUGAGAUCAACCAUGUUCCAAAAAUAUGGCUUAGCGCUCUUGAUCAUGUCUUUGAACUGUUUACAUCUUUCAGAUGCUGCUGUAAAUUGCUAAGGGUCUUACAGCAAAUGAACCUACAUAUAUGCAGUUUAUUUUAUGAUGGUUCAAAAAACUUAUAUUAUCAUAAAUCAAAUUAUAAAAAUACAAAAAAAACACAUUUUUUUUGUUUGUUUUUUUUUAAACAGGAAAAAAAGCUUUUGUGUGUGAGCAGCUAAUCCCGCUGAGUUCUAUACUUACUCAGGUGUCAGACUCUCUGUUUCUAUUAACAUUGUGCUGUGAUAUUAUAGUUUCCCUCACAUCUUCCUCCAAUGGUACAUGCAAUAUUCAUGCAUGGCUGCUGUCUCCUAACAGAAUUUCUUGUCACUUUUUCUUCUCCCUUUCACCAUGUGUUCUGUGUUUGAAAAUGCUUUGCAUUUUUGACCAUCCCUGCAUACUAUAAAAAUAAAGUUUCUUUAUUUAAAAAGGGACUCAUGAUGCAACACUUGAGUUAAUUUUAGUAUUCCCUUUUAAUUUAUCUUCUCAUUUUGUGUCAAGCCCAUAUUUAUUUGAAAACACAUCAUCCACCUCAGAAGCUCUUAACCCCUCCCACCUUCUGCUAAUGCAGGAUGUCUGAUUGGCUGGUUCCCAUGAGAGCAUAACCAGCUGCUAACUAACAUGCUCAACUGUUCUAGUGCCAAAAGUAAAAAAAUGUGACAAAUCAUAAACAAUACUUUUAUAUUUAAAAUGAUUUAGUAAAUAUAUGUAUCUUUCAAUACUUGACUGUAUAUGAGAAUUGGACUGAGUGACUCCUCCCCUUCACAUUGUAAACAAGAAGACAAAAUCUCAUAAGCUUCUAUAUAGAAAUCAACAGCUUUUACUCUGUUGUUGUAUUUGUCAGAAAAACCCUUCUUGCUCUACCUUUAUUUAACAUGUUCUUGAUGAUUCUACUUUUUUUUCAUAUUUUUUCUGUAGGGUAAAUUAUUCAAGUUAUAAACUGGCCAAUCAGAUGCCUCAGUAAACAUAGGUGGUCUCAUGUUGAAUCUUUGAUUGAUACCUUCUCUUUGGUAUUAGGGGUGUGGCCUUCCAACAAGCUCAUUCCUGAUUGGGGAUAGUGGUUGCUAUAGGAAUGUUGAGUCAAACCCACUCGGACCAAUCAAGGCUUACUGACAUUGUCUAGUUCCAACAUGGCGCCGUCCAUAUCGCAAAAACUAAAUUAAUUUCAUUAAAACCAGAAGCUAGUUUUUUUCUUUGGUUGACCUCACUCUCACUCUGUCCAGUUCUCAUAUACAGUCGAUAGUUUCCCUCCAAACUGUGACCUUGAACAUCAAAACAAGCUGUAGAACCCAACAGCCAAAGUUUCGCCUCAGUUAAAACCCUUGUUUUGUGGUAUAAAACUCUCACACCUCGUGCAAACUAAAGACGCUUGUGUUGUCUGGCAGCUGGCGUGUGGAAAUUCAUCUUGAUCCCCCCUCUUACCUGCAAACUGUUAAAGGACACGAAGGCUCCCGUUGCUGCUGGGUGCACUCUGCUACAAACGAUUAACUUCAAUUCAGCUAGUCACUGCAUCCCUUUCUUUAAAGACCCACUACGAUGAAAAUCGUGUUUUUGGUGUUUUUAACAUGUUCUUGUGGCAUUUUUCUGAUGUCAGAGGACAUAUAUAAAGUUAAUUAUUAUAUUUUUAAGUCUUUCUUUACUCAUAUUGUGAAUCAGAAGCAGGCAAAAAAUAAAAAAGAUGUUAGAAAUAGCCUGCAGCUGUGACACAAGACUUACAACGGCAAUCCGGAUGCAUGGAUCCAUUUUCGUUGCCCCUGUAAUGUUAAAUCAGGGGUUUGAGGGGCUGUAAGCUAGUGUGAAAGAGUGUAAGCAGAUGGAUGUCAGGAAAUAGGGGCAGGCUUACUCCAUGCAAACAGUCCCGCCCAAAACUAAGAGGCAAAUUUCUAAUGAACUAAUGGAAUUCAACAGUAACAUAAAUCAGGGUCACAGUAUUAAUUUACAGUCACUGGUUUGGGUGCCAACCACAUCCAAAACCAGAUUCAUACUGGGCUUUGCUUUAGAAGGAGUAAAGUGUUGUUCAAAAAUCUGUACACAAUGGAAAACUGCAUCCUCUGUGGUAUUCCCAUCCAGAUUAGUUUGGGACAAAAUCUGUGACGGUGAUUGAAUAGGUCAGAAAGCACACAAGCAAACAAAAAGUAAUAAUAAUAGGUCCUCUUUUAAGUAAAUGGAUUUUGCAGUUACACGCCACAAAACAUGGGACAUUUUGUUAGAAUUUAAUCAGAUUAAGUAAAUAGGAUUUUGGAAACCAACUUCAAGCAUUAUAAAGUGAACAACAUUCAUCAUUAGCAAGGGCGGAACAUUUAUUUAAAUAACUGCCUUUCUGUGCAGAAACCACGCAGUUAAGGAGAAAAAGGACUUUAUUUUUUAUUGCAAACCACCCACCACCACCACCACCACGCUGGAGAUGUAUGCCAGCAUCAAUCUGAGCACAUCUGAGUUUCAUGCCCUCGUGGCAUGACUUCAUAUUUGUCACAGACAGUAGGUCUUUUAGGCCGAGGGGGGUAAACAGGAUUAAAAACCAACACAUUAUAUGUUUCAGUAUGAACAUGCUCAGUAUAGACAAAUGACAACGCUUGAAAUUUCAAACGGAUUAUAAACAUGAAUUUAAAAGCUGCAAAUACAUUUUUCUACUUAGUGGCCACUUGAUUUCCGGCAGCUCCUUUAAAAACAGGAAGCAUUUUCUGUUUUUCUGCAACCUUUCUGAUAUGAAUUGAAUCAUAUGGUUUAAAUGUUGUUGGAAAUUUUCAUGCUGAGUUGAUGCUGUUUGCGCAAAUCCAUGCAAAAGAUGUGUAAGUGUGUAACUGCUCAACUGUGGCUAUAAUGAGUGUGUAUCCUAAUGUCAUCAAUUACUUUUGAGGAAAAAAACAUAAAGAUGAAGAAUUUGAAUUUGUAAUAUUUUUAUAUUUUUGAGGGUAAAAAAAGCACCCGAAUAAAAAAAAAAAAAGAAUGCAGAAAAUGUUGGAAAUUGUUGACCGAAGUGGCAUUUCAUGCAUUUAGCCUUUUGACUUUUUGUGUCUUGAUAAUUGUCUUCUCUUCCUGAGGCUGUGUGAAUGUGCAUGCUUGUCUGAUGUUAUUUAUGGCCGAUGCUCACUGACAAGAAUUCACUAACAGGGGCAAGCCAGGAUGAUGCCCAGAGGACGGUCUGAGUAACCAAAGGGAAAUCUGUGGAAUGUAAUGGAUUUUAAAAUUUCAACAUUCAAAAGACUUGACUGAGACAGUCAGUCUCAUCUAAAUGAACUACAUGUGUAAAAAAAAUAUGCAUUAUGUGUACAGUUCUCCUGAAACAUUGUGUUAUUGGAAAUAAAAUGGAUUUAUCAAAUACGA